GUAUCUCGCGCCUCCGAGAUCGGAUUUGCCACAGGCUCUGAUCCCGUGGGGAUUUGACAGGAUUGUGCCGGGAAUUUCGUUGUGGGGUCCAAACGAAGACCAUGAGCAAAUCUAAAGACGCCGCUCCAACUCUCAUUUUGAAGUAUUUGAAUGAUCAGAACCGCCCGUAUAGUGCACAGGAUGUUUUUGGGAACCUCCAGCGGGAACACAACUUGGGGAAAACGGCUGUGGUGAAAGCACUAGAAAAUCUUACUCAACAGAGAAAAAUAAAGGAGAAGGUUUAUGGAAAGCAGAAAAUCUACUUUGCUGAUCAAGAUCAGUUUCCUGCAGUCAGUGAAGUGGAGCUGAAGAGCUUGGAUAGUGAAAUCUCUGAGGUCAGCAAGAAGGUGGAGACCGCCCAACAGAACUCUCGGCAAAUGGAAACAGAACUUAAAGAACUGAACAGUUCAAUGACAACACAAGAGCUAACAGCAGAAAUUAAAGCCUUAAAUAAGGAGUGUGUGGUAUACCAGGAGAGACUGAGGAAAAUCCAGUCCUCAUCUAGCCUUGUGACACCUGAAGAGAAAGAGAAGGUAUUUGAUGAACGAAAGCAAUAUGUGAAAGAAUGGCGGAAAAGAAAGAGGCUGGCCACAGAUUUAAUUGAUGCAAUUCUGGAAGGAUAUCCCAAGAGUAAGAAGCAAUUCUUUGAGGAGGUUGGCAUAGAAACCGAUGAAGAUUCUAAAGUUACCGUUCCAGAUGCGUGAAACCUGGAGGAAAUGAGCCCGAUUUUGCGAUUACUGAGGUUACAUCCGUUUCGCUGACAAACGAAUGGGGUCGGAGCCAAAUGCAACUUUCCUGUUAUUGAACGGAUCCAUUAGUCAAGCUGAGGUUCACCAGCGAGUGUGGUGAAAAUCUACAAACUUAUUUUUCUUGAGUGGACGGGUCAGUGAUCGAUUACAAUUCGAAAAAAUCCCAAACGACAGGAGUUGUUUUUUUUUGCCCUGCGUUUGAAAGAAACUCAUCUUAAAGCAAAAGGAAUUCAUUCCCCAUAAAUAAAAAUCGAAUAUU
This is a messenger RNA of Callorhinchus milii (elephant shark), 1047 nucleotides long. RefSeq names its product PSMC3 interacting protein (gene psmc3ip). The record is from RefSeq and is marked provisional. Gene Ontology annotation, biological process: meiotic strand invasion involved in reciprocal meiotic recombination; meiotic joint molecule formation; homologous chromosome pairing at meiosis. NCBI's taxonomy places the organism in Eukaryota, Metazoa, Chordata, Chondrichthyes, Chimaeriformes, Callorhinchidae. Gene Ontology annotation, molecular function: double-stranded DNA binding; recombinase activator activity. Gene Ontology annotation, cellular component: condensed nuclear chromosome; DNA recombinase auxiliary factor complex.